AUGAAUAUUCAACAGCUGGAGGCGUGUGGCCGACUGCUGUGUUGCGUGGAGCGACUUUGUGGACGUGGUAAUGCCGUUGAGGAGGGUGAGCCUCAGCAGCCGUUACGUAGACGAGGUGCAAGAGACCUCGAGGGCCCAUCGGGAAGUGAAGAUGGGAUACUUCCGGUGCCCGUUAGCCCGAGCCCAGCAUCGACAUCAUCACAGGAAGACUCGUGCAAACCACUGCCCAGAAACUGCUAUCGUCUCAUUGUACUUGGCAGUGCACGAGUUGGCAAAACUGCCAUUGUAGCACGAUUUCUCUCAAACAAAUUUGAGGAAAGUUACACCCCAACAAUCGAAGAUUUCCACCGUAAACUGUACAGAAUUCGUGGUGAAGUUCACCAGUUGGAUCUCUUGGACACGAGUGGUAAUCAUCCAUUUCCUGCCAUGCGACGGCUCUCUUUCCUGACUGGUGAUUUAUUCGUCGUGGUAUUCAGCAUGGACAGUCGGGAGUCCUUCGAGGAGGCAAUUAGACUACGUGAGGCAAUAUUGGAGACUAAAAUAAGCGCCAUACAAAGCGGAAAGAGCAGAAGCAAAAGCCACCACAGCCUUAAGGUACCGAUGGUCAUCGUAGGUAAUAAAUGCGACCGUGAUAUAAAGGUCGUUACUGCUGAAGAGGCCCAACAGUACUGCGCAACCCAGGACGAGUGUUGUGUAUUUGUGGAGGUGUCAGCAAAACGUAACUACCACGUUGAUGAACUUUUUUAUCAGCUCUUUGUUGUGGCUGGAUUGCCACUUGAAAUGGCACCAAAUCAUCACAGAAAAGUGCCAUUAACAUUCGGCUCACCGACAAUGCUACCACCCUCUCAGCCACGGCACAAGGCAACGUUAAGUAUUAAACGUCGGCUGAGUGAUGCCUGCGGCGUCGUAGCUCCCAAUGUACGACGUCCUAGCAUCAGAACGGACUUGAUGAUUAUGAGGACCAAAACGUGUUCCCUUGCCGCUGGAAAUGAGAAUAUUACACCUGGCUCAAGAAUUACCCUGAGGUCAUCGGAGCCAGUCAGGAGUUGCGCCAUUCAGUGAUAUAAUAUUAAUUAUUGAAUUAUUGUCAUGAUUGAAAUUGUGGAGAAGCGAUGCUCGCACGACUCGAGUUAUUUUAGAAUGUGAUGGGACAAUCGUCGAUUGGAAAAUAUCUAUUUUAAGCUUUUGAAGAAAUUAACAAAUUUUUAAGUGAUAAAAGUUGAAUUGUGUCGAUGAUUUUGUUGGAUUAUCUCGGUAAGAAGUGGAUAUAGAGGAAAUUUUCAUGAUAGUUCAUUACUCAAGUGCGAUAAAGACUUUUUGCCGAGUUUGAGGGAUGGAAAACAAACUGCAAGAGACCUUUACAGUCAGACCAGUCAGAUAAUCUAUACCGUACGUGCUAAUGUGUGUAAUUCGGCAUUUACUGCACGGAGUGAUGUAAAAUAUUUUUUAUUGCAAAUUUUUGCUGUCAACAAAAGAAAAUUCUUGUGACAAUUUAUCGUAUUAUCUAGUAUUACCAAGAUAACACCGAAAAUAGAAAAAACGACUGGUUCAUAUUGUCUAGGAUUUUUCCUUCAUCUUUGAUGAGCAUGAAGUGAUGCCUAAGGACCUUCAGUUUUAACCAUCAACUGGAAAGGUUUAAUUAGUAAGGGUUAAACGACUUUCACGGAUGUUUGAAAUAAAAGGUCAAAUAGAAGGUCAGGCAACCAUUCAGAAUUAAAGGUCUUGUGAUCAGAGUGCAUAGGGCAAAGGAAUCGGAUAAGAUCAUUUGAUUCGUAAAGCUACGCCCUUAUUUCAAGGACUCCAUUAAAUUAAGAUAAAUAGUCGUUUUUUCUGAUAUUUCCUUUAUCCCCCAUAUCCCUUUUCUCCUUGUGAAUAUAUCUGGAUUGAAAACGAGCGGAAUUGUUAUUCAAAGGGAAAAUAAUUAAGAAAUGAAUAAACAAUUGAAAAUUUCACUAUCUCCAUUAUAUAUGGAGAUUUUCAACAGAAAUUACAAAUAGAUUGUGAGUGAAUCGAUCAAUAUCGUUUCAUCUCUCGACCAAUGAAUAAAUAAUUUCUUAUUUUUAUUUAAACACAUGACAAACACAAUCGACACCAUGAAUAAAAGUUGAAACGCACACGAUUGACAACUUCCGAUUGAGCAUUAGUGAUAAAUAGAUUAAUCGAGGAAAAAAAUCUAUAUUUGAUCAUUGACUUCUCUUUCUACUGUAUAUAAGUAUGAGCGAACAAUAACGCAUUGAGCGUAUGAAAUAUGGUAUUCAAUAAUACGAAUAUUCAGAUAUUUCAAUGGUUUAUCCGACACAGGAGAAUAGCAACAUUGAACCCUUCGUCCAACGUAUGAAGUUUUCUAACACAAUGUGCGCAAGUUUUUGUUCGGGCAGUUUUUUCAGCACAUUGUUAUCGAGGAAUAAAAUAGUGAUUCAAGGGGUUGUAUCGCGUGAGUUGUGGCCACAUGAACAAGUUUUUCCAGGGUUCGAAUAAAUUUUGAUCCGUUGCUUUCAAUUUGGGAGAGUGAAAAAAAUUUUAUAGGAAAUUUUUUUUGCAGAUGAUUUUUUUAACGGCAAAAAAGUUUUCAAUAAAAUAGAGAACCAAACGACCAUUAAUGAUCCUUUCGGAUCAUUCUGCUGAAAUCUACAUUCGAACAUUCUUUAGGAUUGUUCGAUCCUUAAUACCGCGUUAGGAUUUUACGUUCACGUGACAUCAAGGAUGAUUUGACCGUCAAAACUCACUAGAAUUACAAAUAAAAAAGAGAAAAAUCUACUUUGUUCUUAUUUGAAAAUUCCAUGAUGUUCAGGGGCAAAUGAUUGUCAAGAUCAAUCAAUCCUCAACCCUCAACAUUCUUUAAACUAAUUCAAGCCUCGGAUAUAAACAAAUCGAGAGUUAAUUUGCCUCUGCGGAAAUAACGUUACGAUUAAUUGUCCCGGCUCGUGAAAUUACUGUUGUUCAUUCACUAAAAAAUCGGUCAUUCAGAUGUUGGACGAGGUAUUCAUGAAUUCUCCCAUAUAUCAGUUUUCAAAUAUAAUAGUAAUGAUAUCGUUCAGAUCGCCUUAAUUAAAUCUGUACCUAUUUUAGAUGAACACAUUGUUGGAAGUUGAAAAAACUAAAAUACCAACUGCGGGUUGAAUUUUCUUGAUAUUAUAAACUAACAAGUGCGUCACACAAUGAACCAAUUACAUAUAAAUAAUAUAUUAUCUGUACAUAAUAAAGAAACAUUUCGUAGUUGUAUGAGUCUACAGUAUUGUAACUGCAGUUAACUCAUGAAAAAUAAACAACAUUUUGACUUUA
This is a messenger RNA of Diachasmimorpha longicaudata, 3282 nucleotides long. Its product is annotated as dexamethasone-induced Ras-related protein 1. Lineage: Eukaryota; Metazoa; Arthropoda; Insecta; Hymenoptera; Braconidae. Gene Ontology annotation, biological process: signal transduction. The coding region runs from base 1 to 1062 and encodes 353 amino acids. Gene Ontology annotation, molecular function: GTP binding; G-protein beta-subunit binding; GTPase activity. The transcript has 5 exons. The record is from RefSeq and is a predicted model, not a curated record.